AUGUAUCAUAUUCAGGAUAACAAGCAGUCAUUUCCAAGCUAUCCUCAUCAAAAUCAAUUAACACAACCAACAAUGUCUAGUGCAGUCCAACAACAACAAUCACAACAACAGCUUGUGCCAUCGAGUGAUUCCAUGACUAAUAAAGCAUUAAACGAUGAACAAAUUUAUCAAUGGAUAUCUGAAUUAGUCACUGGUAAUAAUAGAGAAAGAGCAUUACUAGAGUUGGGUAAAAAAAGAGAACAAUAUGAUGAUUUAGCAUUAGUUUUAUGGAAUUCAUUUGGUGUUAUAACUGUAUUAUUGGAAGAAAUUAUAUCAGUUUAUCCAUAUUUGAAUCCACCUAAUUUAAGUGCAUCUAUAAGUAAUAGAGUUUGUAAUGCAUUAGCAUUAUUACAAUGUGUUGCAUCAAAUGUUCAAACUAGAAGUUUAUUUUUAAAUGCUAAUCUUCCAUUAUAUUUAUAUCCAUUUUUAUCAACUAAUGCUCGUCAAAGAUCUUUUGAAUAUUUAAGAUUAACCAGUUUAGGAGUUAUUGGUGCUUUAGUUAAAAAUGAUACUCCUGAAGUUAUUAAUUUCUUAUUAACUACUGAAAUUGUUCCUUUGUGUUUGAAUAUCAUGGAAAUUUCUUCAGAAUUAUCUAAAACUGUGGCUAUUUUCAUUUUACAGAAAAUUUUAUUAGAUGAUCAAGGAUUGUCUUAUGUGUGUACUACAUUUGAAAGAUUUCAUACUGUUGCUUCAGUUUUAUCCAAAAUGAUUGAGCAACUAAGUAUUGCUGUGAAUCAACAAGCCAAUCCUCAACAACAACAACAACAGCAACAACAACAAGGUCAGCAAGGACAAUCUUCAUCAAAUAGUUCAGGAAGAUUAUUAAAACAUGUUGUUAGAUGUUAUAUGAGAUUAUCAGAUAAUUUAGAAGCAAGAAAUGCGUUAGCUAAUAUUUUACCAGAACCUUUACGUGAUGGUACAUUUUCAACAAUUUUACAGGAUGAUUUGGCUACUAAAAGAUGUUUAGCUCAACUUUUAUCAAACAUUAGUGAACUGCAAAAACAACCACCUCAACAACAACAGUAA
Molecule: messenger RNA, 1065 nt
Organism: Candida tropicalis MYA-3404
Lineage: Eukaryota; Fungi; Ascomycota; Pichiomycetes; Serinales; Debaryomycetaceae
Product: CCR4-NOT core subunit
Exons: 1
Coding region: 1-1065 (354 amino acids)
Biological process (GO): mRNA catabolic process; negative regulation of translation
Cellular component (GO): CCR4-NOT complex; P-body; CCR4-NOT core complex
Source: RefSeq, a predicted model, not a curated record